Molecule: messenger RNA, 4974 nt
Organism: Geodia barretti
Lineage: Eukaryota; Metazoa; Porifera; Demospongiae; Tetractinellida; Geodiidae
Source: the annotation of a GenBank genome assembly
AUGCCUUUACUCGUGGUAUCCCGCUAAUAGCUCGCGGAGAGUCUGGCACGGGCUAGCUACAGUAGUAAAUAGCAUGCGGGAGUCGAUACAUGCCCUUCGUUGUGACUUGUUGUGCCUUCAAGACACACAGAGCGAACGGACGCGGUCGAGCAUAACUCAAAAACCGAAAGAGAUAAAGCCAUGAUAUUUUGCAGGAAUGUACAUAUCGAUACCUAUUGUGAGUUACACCGACACAUGUAGUAUGCCCAUUAAAAUAUAUUGCCCAUUAUAAUGUAUUGCCUGGGGCACUUUCGUUGUUGUUUACAGUAAACAACAUUGUUUACAAACAAAAAAGUAUGACGCUGCACAUGUGGUUAAGUGCUAUGUGAAAGAAAGUUUGCAUACAUAAUGAAUUCAAUAGCCAACAUCAAAAUCACAACAACACAUGUUGGUAAAUGACAACAAAUAGCCUCAGGCACUUUUCUUUAAAUAAUACUUCUUCACUCCACAAACUUGCUAACUGUAGCACGCAUAGAGAUGAAACUUGGUGCGUAUGCCUAUUAUAUCAUUUCCAUGACGACCGCAUAUUGUUCGAAAAGGCCUCAGGCAAUUUUCUUUAAAUACUUCUUCACUCCUCAAACUUGCUAAACUGUAGCAUGUAUAGAGGUGAAACUUGAUACACAUACGUAUUAAACUGUUUCCAUGACAACCACAACACAAAGUAGCCUCAGGCACUUUACUUACUUCUUCACUCCUCAAACUCGCUAACGGUACCUCACAUGGAUAUGAAACUUGGUACGCAUGUGUGUAACAUCGUUUCCAUGACGACCACAACAACAAAUAGCCUCAGGCACUUUUCUUUAAAAUUACUUCUCCACUCCUAAAACUUGCUAACUGUAGUACGCAUGGAGGUUAAACUUGGUGCGCAUGUGUAUUACAUCAUUUCUAUGACGACCACAACAACAAAUAGCCACAGCCACUUUUCUUUAAAAUUACUUCUUCACUCCUCAAACUUGCUAAUGGCAGCAUACAUGGAGAUAAACCAAUGUAUGCAUAUCAUUUCCAUGACGACAACGGGCACUUUCUCUAUUAUAAAUUUUAUAGGGGCUUGCAGAGAUAAUACGUAGUAGUAUAUGAAAAUGAGUGGAGACAAGUAAAUUAAAAAUCCUGCGAAUUUAAAAAAGAGUGCAUAUAGGGAUCGUAUAAAAAGAAAGGGAGACAAGAUAGGGAUGGUGUUUGUGGAAGCACAGAGAUGCUAGCGAGGAGUUAAGGACUCCCACAGGUCAUUACAACAGCCCUAUAUCAUCGUAUCGGUGCUUUACUACUUCCUCGUGAAUAUAUCAGCCAACCUUGCAUACUUGAAUUUUGUUUUCUUGCGUUACACAAUUUUUCCAUGUUUCCAUGUAUAAACAUGUAUAUCCAAUGUUAUGGUCAGCUGAUUACACUCCCACCUUAAUGCACACUCCAUGGAAAUGUAGCAUGACAAAUCUAUCAAAGGUAAUUAGUAAGUAGACUCUCUCUUCACUCCCACUCCCACCCUACGAAGAAGAUUGGAAACUUUCCCUAUCAUAGCCCCAUACAUCUAUGAUGCUAGGUACUCCCACCGUACGACGAUAUAGGGCUGUUGUCAACUACACACAGAAAAGAAGAAGAGCUUCCCUGGGUGGGAUUCGAACCCACAACACUCUAUAGUCUAGAUGAGGGCUCUACCAACUGAGCCACCAGGGCAACUCAGCUGGUAGGGGUUUGAAUCUACACAACAUAACACAACACAAAGGCACACCUCAAACCAACUGUGCUAUAUAUGGCACAGUAUACGACUCAGUACGUAGGAAAAUGGCAGGACAUCGUCUCACAUGGCAUGAACACACACAUAAGUCAAACUAUGGGCAUGGGGAAAGGAAGUAAUACAUACCUAAAAUAAUAUUGCAACUGAAUGUACAAUUUCAUGGUAAAAGGAUUAUUGCUAAAAUGUGUGUAAUCCCAUUUCACGAAUCAUUUCUUCUUCUUAUCUUCACUGCAAUUCUAAAUAUGCACAAAACAUCCUACCUUGUCAUUCAAUGUGGGAAUUUUCUAUGGUGUUAAUAACUACCUGUACGUUGGGGACUGCAAUUCUAAAUAUGCGCAAAACAUGCGCGAAAUAUUAAAAUGCUAGCGCUUGCUCGUUAACAAUUUGUUGCAUUCCAUGGGGAUCAGAACAAGAGAUGAGCACUGUAAAAACAAUCAGGGAAUGACCUCCAAAGAGACUGCAUUCCAUUCUAGAGUAUAGGGUAUAUAUAUAAAUAGUGCUAAGAGUAGGAUUUGGAUGGCCAUGCAUUAAGAUCAGUUGAUGAUAGGCCAUAAAUCUGUGGUGGAUGUGUAAUGAAAGUUCAUAGUAUCACUACUGAGAGUGCAUUGUAUUAGAGACUGCAGAUGUUUUGGGGUAUAUACCAUUAUAGUGGACCAGUUUAAUGGAUUGAAUGAUGUGUAGAAAGUAUAAAUGGAUUGAGGGUAAAGGUUGAUGGCAGUCCAUGAAGACCCAAUUGUAGUAACUGAAGGCAUGAGAUGUAGAAAGUGCAAAGAGUGAAACAAUUCUGCAGAAGUAACCCUGCCCAUGCAAACUUGGUCAUGCACGUAGUAGCAAGUGCACAGCAUCAGUAUGCCCUCCAUAUGUGCAGCUUACUACCAAGCUAUUCUCACUGAGUUUUGGACUUUAUGUACGUACGUGGUGUGAUUUGACCUGUGCCAUCCCUAAUCCCUAGAGCGUCUACCAACGUGGAUAAUCUUCGAUAUCAUGUACAGUCAAAGGAUGAAAUGGUUGAUGAUGAUAAUGAUGUGUUCAACUUCAAUUUCUCUUGCCGAUGACUGCCCUGCACACUAUUAUGGUAGUUUGAAGCUUACUUGCGCAGCCCCACACUCUAAGGUGCCUGUCUUCUUGGCCUGCUGGACUCUAUCACACAUUAUAGAAUGUUUGAUAGAGUUCAAAGGUUAGAGUACAACUCUGCCACUACUAUAUAGGGUUUGAGGAAUUAGUGACUCUGUCCCUCUGCUGUUGCAGUUUGAUACAGAUAGUGGGCCAAGAGAAGUGCCUCAGACCAGCAAUUGUUGCACUAGAGUAGCAUGAGGAGGAACAUUGGAACAGGGAAAUUAUAGUCCACAGCUAUCAAAAAGCAUAGACAAGUUUUGAUAGGUGAUCUUAGGGUAAUGAGGUGGAAUGGACUGUGUACACAUACGGGCCAUUACACUAAUGGCUCCUCUCAAGCCCAUUUCUCUGAUAGCUGUGAAAAUUUAGCCUCCAGACAUGCUAAGUACAAGCUCAUUACUACCCCAUGGUCCAAAGUCCGUUCCCCUUGGUAGCAUAGCAGCCAUUACUGUAAUGCCCUUUCAACCACUACUGUGUAUAAAGUCCACUCCACUUCAAUCUUAUACCUUAUCAAAACUUAUUGUGGUCUAUAAAACCCUUGGGUAAGGUUGAGACCAGUGGAAUGGACUGUGUAUACAGUAGUGGUCAAAAGGUAAUGGCUGCUGUCGUCAAAGACUCUAUGACAGUGUGCAAAUUGGGGUGCAUUCGCCCAUGCAUGUCAUGCACUCCAAUGUAUACAGUACCUGCAUGGCUAGUAACAUGAAGUUGAAGGGAAGGUAGAACGGUCCAUUUGGGUAGACAAGGAGACAGAUGUAGAGGGUGGAGUAGAGAGCCUUUGUUACAAACCAGUAGAUCCUGAAGAGGAAGCUGUGGGCAAUGAUGAUUGUGUGUUAGAGCCACAAUUAUAACAUACGCAUGACAGAAAUAGAUGAUAAGGUGACGCUAAAUCUGCGAAAGGUCCUGUAAAGUAAGAAAAAUCACACCAAGUUCUACUUCUGCCAAUCCCAUAAACAUGUGCCCGAAAGGACUGCAAUAGUGGGAAUCACUAUUCGGUAGCAAACAGGAGGAAGCCAAUGUUGGCACAUGUCACCACCCAGUGAACCGCCCUCCCGCCCUGCUCCUUGAAAUAUAGAAUGAAAUUGUACAAUAUUAUUGUACAACUGCCGCGGGGGGUGUCCUGCCAAGAUAACGAACCCGGUAAUUAGCAAGAGGAUGCUCACGGGUCACGUGACCAAGUUAGGCAGCCCAUGGGACAACCAUGUGCCAUCACGUGACCUGCCGUGAAUGCAUGACAAUGAGGGUGUGGCAUGACAGUGCGUAAGUCUAUGAAAGUAUGCAAGUUAGGGUGCAUUCGCCCAUGCAUGUCAUGCACUCCAAUGUAUCGUACAGUGUUCCUCUGGGGAUAGCUGCCAGGAAUGGACAUACUGAGGCAGUUCAGAGACUCCUUGAAAUAGAGAAUGGACUUUGACCCCUCCAGGAAUACGUCUCCAGUAUCGUGGAUGAAGAUGAGGAACACCCCAAUGAUGAACAUUUGACAAAUCUUGUUAUUGCAAGAACUUGAUUACGGAUAGCACUAAAGAGUCCGCCGUGAAUAACAGUCCGAUUCUGCCAGUGCCGGGGAGCAGUCUGUGUAGCUAUGGAUGUAACUGCAUAAGUUGGGUGCAGUGUUGAUGUAUGACAUCACAUCUCGGAGUUCGUUCACCACAAUGUCCUCAGUUGGAUGGACAGUAUCAGAGAGCACGGCUCUCCUCUCCUCAAGAUAGCUCUGGUCGCCCACAAGAUUGACCUGGAGGACGACAGACAAGUCUCAGUGGAGGGACAGAAGCUUGCAGAAACCUACAAUUGUCUCUUCUUUGAAGCCAGCUCCAGGGCUGGCAAGAACUGUGUCAAGAUCAAGGCCCACAACUCCAUGCCAGCCACAGAGGCCAGUAGAAGGAUACUGGCAGAGAAUGACUUGAACUCUAGUGGUAGUCAGAGUAGAGGAAAGACUUCCUGCUGUGCCAGAUAACUAGCUCAGUCUACAACAAUGUGUAUACCAUAAUUAUUAUGUGUUAUUGCCUCAAUUAACGAAUAUGCUCUUGCUGUAUAAUAAUUAUCAUUGUAUAAUUCCUGCAUAGUUGUAUCCAUUGUCCAGAUAUUAUAGCUAUCACCUA